UAAAGAUCAAGAUGGCGACAAGUUUUGUAUAAUUUUGUGUUGAGAAAAUUUACCUCAUUUGAGGUCAAAUUUACAGUCGUUGUUGCUUGAACUGACAUGGAGAACUUUGCUGUGGAUCUCGACAAGGUGUUAGAUGACUUUGAAUUUGAUGAAGAUAACCCUGCUGCAGUGUCCCCUACCAUCCGAGCAGACGUCAACAGUCAAAUACUGCCCAAACCUGCACAGGAUCUAGGCAUAGCAAAGGGGCGACCAGACGGAGCAUUCACGACUGAUGCAGCACAAGCCUCAACCCAACUCAGAAAAAAUGUCUACAACGCACGAUACAAUUUACCAUUCGACUCUAGUGACAAGUUUGAUAUGUCUGGGGCUAACUUCGGCCCAUCGCCUCCGAGGACGACAUUUGUGACAUCUUCAUCAACAAAUAGCCACGGAUAUGAUAGUCCAGUGGCCACAGGUCUGACUUCUGGAUCAGGAAAUGACAGUGGCUAUGGUAGCCAGCAGUUUGGCUUUGAAUGCAAUAAUGGAACGGUUGGGUCACUUCCUUGGAACAGGAGUGAUAUAAACUCAGGCCAUGGUUUUCAAACAGUCAUCUCUGGACCAGCCGUUACACAAGGAUUAUCAAAACCAAAUACCAGGUCGAUUGAGGAUAAUAAUGGAGUUGAUUCCGAGGUGACUAGUUCAAGAAAUGCUCCUUUAAGUGAGCCUGAGGUGGAUGUGAGUAGAGGCCAUAUUUCUGUGAAUUCCAAUCAGGAAGAUUCGUUUGGCUUACCUGACACUCCUGGGGAUAUCCCAGGAUCGUUUGUAAAGAACGAGACGAAUAUCAAUGUGACUGUUGUGCCUGAAACUCUGGAGCGCGGUGACUCACUUGAACCUGUUGGAGCAGAUCAGGGUGGGUUGGUAAACAGUGGGACAGGAACAGACGUGUCGGUUCCUGUUUCAGAACACCAGCCUGAGGUGGUGGAUGGUCCAGGUCAUGAAUAUUUCAGUGCACCACAGCCUGGAAUCACUCCUGCUCCAAUGUCAGGUCACGAUGUGAACGCGACAAAGACGUGUGUUGGGCAAAUCAAAGUGUUACCAUGUUAUGGUAACGACUCACCAGUUCAUAGUUUGAGAGAAGAAGUUGUGAUAUCUGAGCCGCAUGUGCCACUGAAGGAUGUAGAGCCUACGCAAAUGAUAAAAUCGUAUGAUUCACUGGAUAUGGCAAACGGCCAUUCUGUGGAUAGUAAUGACCAGCAUGAUGAUUCUUUGACGACAUCUAGUUUUUCGGGGGAUUUUCCACAUGUUGGAGAAUCUGUGACGUCUGUCAAGGAAUCUGCUGUGCCCUGUGUUACGUCUGCUGCAGAGAGGGUCACUGUAGUAGCAGACGUCAACACAAUGGACAUCAAUAUGCAGGUCCCAGUGGGGAGUCGAGAACAAUCCAACACAACGGAUGAUGCUAAAGUCUCAACAGUCCGGACUGACAAUGAUAAAGUCACAGCAGUAGAGACUGGACGAGAGGAUUCAGAAACUGGGAAGGUUGGGGAAAAUGGCGGUGAAGGGCGAAGUGUGGGUGUGGUUGUUGAACAGACAGGCCCUGUCUUGAAUUCUGAUGCAUCUGUUGAAGGUGUUAACAAUGCCAUGCAAGCGGGUGUCACGGCAUUGGAGCCUUCUGCAACUGUGGUGCAGCCGACAGCCACUGUGGCGGCGGCAGUGGUGGGGUUUGGUGACAUCAGUGAUGAUGUCGAUGAUGCGGAAAUGGACAGUUACUUGGGUGAUGUUGAAACUAGCGAUAACACGGGGAGAGAAAGUAAUGUAGUGGUAUCAGACGGUGGUAUUUCUCAUAAAACCGACCCUCAGGUUCUAGCUGAACAAGACCCAAAUCUGAACUCUUCUGUUCAUGAUAAGAGUAACAUUUUACCCUCACCAGUUGUGACCAAUUUUCAAACUCAGUUUUCGUCGGAAAGUAAUGAAGAACCAUCAAUAAUUCAACCAGAGGUGUUGCCUUUCUUGGUAGAAACACCCACGGAGAGCCUCUCAACUCCUGCUGAGGAUCCUGGGUUCAGUCGUGUGCCAGGGCUUCCUGGUAGUGGACUAAAAUCGAACCUUGAGAAGACCUCUCCUACUCUGGGAAUUGCCACCUUGGAUAUCCAUGCCCCAUCAACGUCGGUGACCAAUUCUGGCCUUGGCUUACCACAGACUCAAGCUACGGGUAUCGGAGCUAGACCGAAGGAGUCGAGCCAGAUCAAAGCUCCAAGACCAAACAGUUUGAUCGGCCUGUCUAAGCCGUCUUUGCCGACCAUGCCGAUAGCAAGUGCCAAUUCGGACGUCCCUCUAGACGUUUCGAUAUCGGACACGUCUGCCAAUGCCUUGCUUGGACUAAACGCUGUACAGUCGGCAAUGUUUGCAAUGGAACAGCCCGCCAUAAACACCCACGAUGUGAGAAAUCAACAAAUUGCUGACCAGACCAAGACCGUUAUCAAUAAAAAACAAUUAAAUGUUGAAAUAAAGCACCAAAUUGAGCAGGAGAAACGCUCACCAGUGUCGCAAGUUGGUUCGGAUUCUGGGCAAAAUAAUCUUAAUCUUCUAACAAACACUGGAGGGGGUAAGCUUCAUACGAAUAACUUUGACAGUCCUGUGCAAGCUUCAGAAGCAGAUUGCCUCCCAUCUCCCAGCUCAUUCUCCAUGCGACCGCCACGGCCUAAUUCCUUCCCUGCUUGCUCCGCACCAUCACCGCAGGGAAAACAAAAACGCCCAACAAGUCUCAACCUCCCACCAAGGACUGACUUCGGUGCAGAACAGGGAGAUGAAUCACCCAAAAGUUCCCCGGCGAUGGACACGGGGUCUGCUUCACCAUCCAGGUUUGAAGAUGAUGUCAUGGGUGUAACCACUACAACCCUGCCUCCAAACGUAGGAAUCAGCAGCAGUCCUGUCCAGGAGGGCGCCACGUCUGCCCCAGCGGUGUUAGUCACGGAACCAACAUACCCUCAGCCUCCGCCAGCUUCCCCUGUCUCACAGAUAGGCAAGGUUGCACCUAUCUGGGUACCAGACUCGGAGGCGGCGAACUGCAUGCAGUGUGAUAGCAAGUUCACGUUUACACGGCGGCGACACCACUGUCGGGCAUGCGGCAAGGUGUUUUGCUCAAACUGCUGUAACCUGAAGUCUAAGCUGCCAUACAUGGACAACAAAGAGGCGAGGGUCUGUCAGUUGUGUCAUGUCUCUCUAAUAAAAGGCCCGGCCCGGAGUCCUAACCCCAAUAAUCCCAGUGAAUACUGCUCAGUCAUAUCCCCAAUGCAGCAAGCCAACCCACACACGCCCCCUCCUACAGUCAUGGUGCCUGUGGGGGUAUUGAAACGAGAAGGAACACUUCGAAAGGGGGAACCUAAAUCUGUGAUGUUUUCUGACGGUAUUCGGCCAGGUGGUGACCUGACCGAACUCGAUGGUUCGUCCGAGCAGCGACCGUUGAUGAGGAAGACGGGGCGUACGGCGAAGAAAGUUGAGAGGAUACCCACACCUGUGGCGCCACCAGAUGGAGCUGAAAAUACAGCAAAGACAACAACAACAACAACAUUGACAACAGUAACCACGGUAACUGCAUCGCCAUCAAAAAUGAGGCAGGUUCGCCUACCAGAGGCCAAUCGUAAUGUUUGCCUCAUCCCGGAGACCGGCCUCCCGCCGGUGAUAUCGCAGACCGGUGUGAAAGGAGAUUAUUCUAUAGAAGAGGACCCCGAUCCUGAUAUUCUCCUUCCCAUAUUAAAAAGCGAUGAUUUAAGCCCUGUGGUAUUCGCUGUCAAUAAAAACCUAUUUGUUCUAGUCAAGAUUCUAAAUUUGGAUUGCUGCGUUAACCGAGUAUGCUGGUGCUUUACGACAAAGGGGAUGUGUACCGUCGGCCAAGAUGAGAUUGUCAUCGUCCUCGAGUGUCUGCCUGACGAGAAAACCGUCCCCCGUGAUAUCUUCUCACACUUGAACACUGUCUAUGAAGAGGCUGGCAAGGGUAAUACAGUAUCAGAUCUUGGCCACACGAUUUUCGGCCAGAGUUUUCUCGGCAGUAAAGACCACGGAGGCUUCUUGUAUAUUCGACCAACGUUUCAAUGUCUUCAGAAGAUCAUCCUGCCGGAGCCUCCGUAUGUUUUCGGGAUCCUCCUACAGAAGUGGGAGACGCCCUGGGCCAAGGUCUUUCCCAUCAGGCUGAUGCUGCGGUUAGGAGCAGAAUAUAGAUAUUACCCUUGUCCUCUAAUCAGUGUUCGAUUUCGUAACUCUGCCUUCAUGGAGAUCGGUCAUACGAUCAUGAACCUCCUGGCAGAUUUCAGAAGCUAUCAGUACAUGCUACCACAGAUCAAGGGAGUGACGAUUCACAUGGAGGAUAAGAUUACUUAUAUCAAUUUCCCUAGGAACAGAUAUGAUGAGGUGAUGAAAGUGAUCAGUAACAGUAAUGACCACGUGAUGGCGCUGGGUGCUAGUUUCAGUACCGAGGCCGACUCCCACCUUGUGUGUAUACAGAAUGACGAAGGGAAUUACCAAACACAGGCAAUAAAUAUACAAAACAAACCAAGGAAAGUGACGGGGGCGAGUUUUGUUGUUUUCAAUGGUGCUCUAAAAUCCAGCUCAGGACUAUCCGCCAAGUCUAGUAUAGUUGAAGAUGGCCUGAUGGUGCAGAUAGCUCCAGAUUCCAUGAUGGCACUCAAGCAGGCGUUGCGGGACAUGAAGGAUUAUCGUAUUGGUUGUGGGAGUGUCGAAGCCCCACAGCCGGAGGAGGUGGUCAUGGUGCAGUGGACCGAUGAUGACAAGAACGUCAACAUCGGCAUAAAAAGCCCCAUCGAUCAAAUGGCCAUGGACGGAGUAAAAAGUAUUCGCAUUUCUAAUGCUACUGAUUACGUUGGUGAAACACGAACUAUACGUUGGACAGAAGUGUUUUUCAUUCAGGAGGACUCUGGGACAUCGCGAUGUGACCCGGUCGACCUGAGUCGACUGGCCGAGACGAUAAAUCGAGCGGCGUGUGUUGCGCUGGUACCUCACUUAGAUAAACUCAAGGAAGAAAGCUUGACCAAGAUUGGGCUAAGGAUCACGGUCGAUGCCGAGAAGGUCGGGUAUGAAAUUGGAUCGAAUGGAGAGAAACUGCCGUCAUUGUACAUGAACGACCUCGACAAUGAGCUCAUUCCGGUUAUCCACAAUGCCGCGUCGAACAGCCAUGACAGCCCGAUCACACUCGAGUUGAUAUUUCACAUACUUGAGUGAACACUCGGACGAUAGGUUGAAUUGGGGUCACCGAUGGCGGGAAAAUGGAAUGAGAGAGUUUUUGAAACUUGUGCUGGAGGUUUGCUCGAUAAGCAGAUCUGCCAACUGAGUUUGGCGGCUGUUUUAUGGCUUAAGUAAAAUCGGACUGGAGCCGUUAUGGCAUUCUUGGGAGCCAGCACCUCUUCUGUCAUAGUAUAUUGUAAGCCGGGAAAUUUUCGUGUGAAUUUUUAUUGUGUUCAGCGAAAUCAGCGAAAAAUAAAACACCAAGAGGAAACAAACAUUUACUCGAUCACUGUUAAAUUAACGCUUUAUUAAAACUGUGCCAAAGAUGCAAUUUCACAAAACCACGAACAAUAAUAGCUACGAAUAUUUCCUAGUUUACUGUAUUUCACAUUAUUACCUGACAGCAGUCAAGGCAGUAACUUGGUUUUUAGGAAGCGUCACCUUUUAGUGAUUUUGGAAUGAGUUUGAGAGCCACACCUAGUGUGUAUCCUUUCAGUAAAAAAACCCACAAAUACUAUUUAAUAAAACGGCACCAGCCAGGGAAAGAGAAGUCAUUUUUCAACAGUAGAAAUCAUUUUGAAGAAUCAUGUCAACACAAUGCAAACCUGAGUUACUGCCUUUAUGGAUUAUAUGGCUGAUGUGCCAAUUCUUUGAAAGUUUUUGUGGCUCCUCUCCAGGUUGACUAUACCGUGGAACCUCCCUUAGUGGACACCUCCAUAUUAGGGACAACCUCUCUAUUAAUAAUAGUACUGAGUUUUAAUGACUCUUGUUCCUAACUUGGUUGUUUUCAUUCAAUUUGAGCUCUCUUAUCAGGACGCCUCCUUAUUAAGGACAGCACUUGUCAACCCCGAGGGUGUCCUUAAUAGAGAGGUUCUACUGUACCAGUACUGAACCUGUACACUCUUGGGUUGUCAGUUCAGUACUGUAAAACAAUUAAAUUUGAAUACAAGAAUAAGGUUAAUGAAUGUUUUUGAAAUUUACCAGUUGCAAAAUUGAAUAUUGAUAUGAAAUAAUCCAGUCAUAAUUGUGCCAUAAUGAGCCGAAAAUUGGCAGCUUUCCUUUCAAGUGGCAUUGGAGAUAUUUAUGUUGAGUUAUGGAAGGUGUGUGUAUUUAAAAUCAGAAUCUUGAAAUUCCAUGAAAUGAAAUAUUUCGAUUUUCAAUCUCGGCCGGGGUCUGUGAAGGCUACAGAAUGGAGAUAGAUAAAACUGCAUUGGGCCGUGACCGUCUGCCGUUGGUGCUCAGACGACAAUAUCAAAGUGAGGAAAUGUAAUUCAUGAAAUGUUUACCAAGCUAAAAGUUGGUGUAUUUGCUCAUUAGAUUUUUGAACACUUCACGACUUUACACCGUAUCAUGAUUUCUUCUGAUCAUGUUGCCUUCGUGUCCUGCUCGAACAUAUUUAUAUGACACUGUCCUUCAGGUUUGACCAACCAAUUGUAAAAUAAACAUCAGCGUAUGAUAUAAGUAGGAAGUAUAACGUCUAUAUUCAUCUAUUGUUAUGUAUGAAUAAGUCUAUUAUGAUGUUUGUAAAUUUGAUUGAAAAUGCCAUAGUAUUUAAUUGAUUAUUAUAACUGUUGACUUUCAAAUCUGACAUGUAAAACAUGUCCACUGCUUAUUGUGUGAACUUGAGUGCUUCUUCAAAUGAUGUUGUGGUUCGAAUAUCUUGUGUACCCAGUAGAACCUCCCUUAAUGGACACCUUUGUUAUCAGGACACUCUCUAUUAGGGACAGAGAAUUUGGUCCUGAAUGGAUCAUUUCCGUAAAAUUUGUCCUCGGUAAUAAAGACACUUCCCUAUUAUGGACAUCAAUUGUCAAUCCUUAAGGUAUCCUUAUCAGAGAGGUUCUACUCUACUUCAAUUCUUCUGUCAACCCUCGGGGGCGCUGGACCAGUUGAGAGCAAUCUGAGGAAGAUGGAGCAUCUGCCCAGUAGCUGACCGAUUGCGGCCAUUUUAGAUAUUGAUUGAAACAAAUUCUUCCCCAUUUGGACCCUCCCAGGCUAUGUAGGCCCGACUGGGCACUUCAGAACCAAUUCUGUAAGCUUUUGGUCAUAGAUUAUCCUGAAUUUCAAGGUAUUGUUCUUCCUGAUGCAUGUACAGUCAAAAGCGGUUGUACUGAAUUUCAGAUGUCCAACACUUUCUUUUCUUAUAUCUGAGUUUUGUUAGAAAUCAAUAUAGGUAAUUUGAGAUUGCAUAAACUAACGUUAUAAAGAGAUUUUCAUCAAGAGCUGAUAUAUCGUAAAUGAUAAAUGAUACCGCACUCAACUUUGAGCAGGCAUUCUGAUGUCAAAGUGAUGUCAAGGCUAUGGGGAUCAAGAUGGGCAAGAAUAAUUUUCAAUAAAGGUGCAUUCUUUGCAUUUGCGUCUAGAGGGUUUGUGUAGAAUCAUAACUUGUGAAUCUAUGCUGGAGUCAUGUUUUGAAUAAAGUGGUGGUGGCUUUAAACCGUUUUCGCUUACUCGUAACGUUGUCAUGCUUUACCAAUAGGUGGCUACAGAGGCAUCGAUUUCUGAAGCGGGCGAAAAAUAAUCACAACAAGAUUCAUUUGCUGUGGGGAUUGUGUACCUGGACAUUUCAUGAGUCUUUUAACAAAAAGUGUACAGACGGACCUACUCCUCUGGAUAACCUGAUAACCAUUUCGUGUGUUGUUUUGUGGCGAAAAAACUUCUGCAGAGAAUAAGAAAACUCGACAAAUCUUAGUUUUGAUGUCUGUCCACUGGCAAAAAUAUGUGGAGGGAAGCGCUUGGCAUAAGUGUAGAUAGCCUGUCUUGCUAUUUUUAUGGAUGUCUUUUUUUUGUUGUCAAUCUGGUAAAGGUUUUUCAUGUGACAUUCACGCUCAUGAUCAUCAAAAUGUAAAUAGCCCGAGAUACAUGUAUGUAGAUAUUAUACAGAAGAUAAUAUGUAUACAUUGUUGUGAACUAUGAAUAAUAAGCAAGGGUUGUUGAUCAUUCUAUAUAAGAUGUAUCAUUGUUAUAUUUUAAUGUAUUGGGGCGUGAGGUGAGAGGACUUCUACUGUUAUACAGGGAGUCCCAAAAAUAAGGACGUUCAGUCUGGUUGAUUGAUUGUUUGCUGUUCUUUUGACACACCCUGUGUUUGGUCUAUAUUCUGUUGACAGUGUUCUCCACUGGAAAGUCUUGUGUCAGUAUGCAUAUUGAUAAAUCAGACUUUAGUUAAAAGCUUCGCUAUAACACACGGCCCAGGUGUGAUUUUCGGCUACGUCAGACGGACCUCGGCUUUUCUUCUGUUUCCGGUUGCAUUACCAGAGAACUACAGUGCUCGAAUUUGCGCUAUGUAUUACACGAUCAAUGCUCUAUGAAGAAUUAAGGAGUUUUUUGUGCCAAUCACAUAGUUUCUGUAUAAUCUAUUCAUCUGUGAAAAAUGUCAUGCCUUUGUCUCCAGAAGAUAGGGAUCAAUUUCACCAAGAAAGAAAUUUUCUUUGUAAAAACUUACAGAGGAAUUUUGCAAUGUGACGGAGACACACAAUGUUGAAAACUCGCAUGAUGUAGCUGACAGUCCUACCUGAAGUUGGCCUUGGCCCUUUACAUUUAUUUGUCUUUGUGGUUGAAUGGAAACAAUACACUGGUAGAAUUAUUCUCAGGGUGGGAACUAUAGUGAAACAUUUCCUCGUGAGGAUCGCCCAUUCCGAAACAAGAUGCUGAUGGAGAACACUGUAUGUGCUGUUCUUUGCAAGUCAUACAAACUUAAAGUAAAUAAUAUGAUCCUUUUCGAUGAUAAUUUAUGAAAAUAGUUUAGGCUUCGUCUUUUUGUCCCACAUUGAAAACUAUAAAAUGUCUGAUUCCGUUUUUGGAUCUCUUUUCCCUGAGUUGUGUUUAUAUUGCAUUGUCAACCAUCAUCAUAUCAUCAAAAUGGUCUUAUAUCUUGCAAGUGAGACUUCCCCUUCUUCUGAGCAUUCAAAUUUUCUAUUUCUGGCUCUUCUACGCAACCAGGCCUAUGUCUCUUAUAAAUCUAGCUGUCGUCUCUCUCCUGUUGAUCCAGAGAUCUUAGUCUCAAUUGAUGCACCGUAUGGCCAGGUUAUGUUCCACAGACAACAUCAUAUUUUAUGAACCGCUCAUGAAAGGUUUGGAAGGACGCAUUGAACUUCUGAAAAUUGUGAAUUUAUCUUCAGAGGGUGUCGGAAAUUUGCGGUAAUCAUGUAAGAAAGAAAAUAUAGGCCUGUUUCUCGGCAAUAUAGAUUUUUCUGUCCCUCUAAAUGUGACAUCACAUUCCUCGGGACAGAGGAAUUCAUAUUGCCCUUGUCAUAGGGCUGUAAUUGAUAAUUAGUAGGCUUGUGUCAUAAAGCUUUCACCAUUGCCCAAUCCAGCCAUUGAUUAUACGCAGUACUUUUCUCUCUGUUGUUAUAAAGCCACUAGUUCACCAGGCAAGUAUAAUUAUAGGCCACAUUGAUCGGCUGUAGUCUUGUCUACGGUAUCCUGUUUGGGAGUCACUAGCUGGUCAUGGUCAGACUCAGUUAAAGCAAGAAUAAAUGAAGACAGCUUUUAUUAAAGGGGAUUUCACACAACCAACGUUUCGGUCAACUUUUUAUAUUUUCUCGGGCGGUGAAAAUGAACCUUCUCAUUUCCUGUUUAUAAGUCCAGCGCAGAUUUGUUAGACACGGCUUGAUGAACAUGUGGACAAUAAGGACUGCAAUAGGGUUCCGUUUAGAAAUUCGCAUAUGACUUGAUGAUGCAUCUGUUGCUUUGAGGCGCGGUAAAGGCAUUGUAUUUUUCGUACAAAGUCUUGUUGAGGGAAAGACCUGUUGCUUCUUGCUUGUUGUGCUCAUUGAUUUGGUACACCUUCGGCUGCUGCUAAAAUAUUUCCCUGAAAUAUGUCCGAUUCAUUGCACGAAGCCUAAACAAUAGUAUCUGUGGUUCUGACCUUUUGAGUUUUGGACUCUCGAUAUGAUUGAAAUUUUUGAAGACUGGAGCAUUCAAACAUGUUGAAAAAACUUGGUUGGUGAGAAUUGAUGCUCUAGAAUUGAAUUUUAGUUUGUGCUUGGCAAUUGAAAAUUUGAAACCUUAGACUCCUACCUCUUCUUGACCUGUCAAGGGUUAACAUUUGUGACCAUCUUGGUCCAGCUUGGAAUGUAACCAGAUAUGACUGACAGAAAAAUGUCAACCCAGGGCCUGGGCCCGGUUGUUAGAAAGCAUGUAAGCUCAUGACAUCACGCUGACAUGUUGUUAUAUGUGCAUUGAUGUACAUGAAACAACAUGUCAACAUGAUGUUAUAAGCUAACAUGCUUUCUAACAACCGCGGGCCCUGGAUUAUUCAAGUAACUCUACUUUUGAACUCGAAACAUUGUUAAGGAGCUCAUUCAUCCCUCAUUGUAAAUUAUCAUGUGAUUGAAUUUUAAAAUAAAGUCAA
Messenger RNA from Lineus longissimus, 10564 nucleotides. Its product is annotated as zinc finger FYVE domain-containing protein 9-like. Gene Ontology annotation, molecular function: metal ion binding. The record is from RefSeq and is a predicted model, not a curated record. Gene Ontology annotation, cellular component: early endosome membrane. Gene Ontology annotation, biological process: endosomal transport. Lineage: Eukaryota; Metazoa; Nemertea; Pilidiophora; Heteronemertea; Lineidae. Bases 97 to 5211 code for a protein of 1704 amino acids. The transcript is spliced from 17 exons.